AUGCCGUGUCCACCUGGAAGUGGUCUGGCCGUUGCGCUGGCGAUCAGCGUGGGCACCAUCCUCUUCCUCGGCGGCAGCUUCCUGUAUGAAUGGUACACGCAGCGCAGCGAGGCAGCGCACGCGGAGGAGGUUGAAACAGGCUACUACCGCCUGCCACCGCCGAAAGACUGCGCGGCGGCGUGCGUGAAGGCGAUCGAGGAGGACCUGUUGGAGCAGAGGCUGGAGUUUGGCGGCGGUGUCAGGCGGCAGGAGGCGCACGGCAGCGGUCGCGGCAGUCACCGUGGGAUGUGCGUCUGCUGUUUUGAGCGGCGGCAGCGGUUCAUGUUUGUGCUGUGCCGCCACAUCUGCCUCUGCGAGCCCUGCCUCAUUCAGGCUGCCCGCACCUACGAGGAAACGGUGUUGCUCGGGUCGUUUGAUGGCCCGGUGAAGAUGCCGUGCCUUGUGUGUCGCAGGGUCAGCUACAUUGUGAAGAUAUUUGCAUCAUAG
Messenger RNA from Leishmania mexicana MHOM/GT/2001/U1103, 486 nucleotides. RefSeq lists its product as hypothetical. The record is from RefSeq and is a predicted model, not a curated record. The transcript has a single exon. NCBI's taxonomy places the organism in Eukaryota, Euglenozoa, Kinetoplastea, Trypanosomatida, Trypanosomatidae. The coding region runs from base 1 to 486 and encodes 161 amino acids.